AGCAGACUCUGCUGUAUGAUGUGGAAUGUAUUUUAGUCAGGCUGAUGUUUCAUUUGGUGUGUGGGAAAACUGAGAGAAAAAGUAUGCUGUUCGCAACCCUAUAUACAAAAGGGGACAUUUAGUACCAGAUUUUGACCAGAUCAUAUAAGCUCAUCUGCCUAAAUUAAGGCAAACCCCUAAGGCUAUAAUUUAAGAAUGGAUUCUAAUGAAAGCACUUUACAAGCUAUAACAAGUCUACAAACAGCGGGAGAAGCAUCUCAAACAGAUGAAGACUCACAGACCCCAAUCUCCCUAGAGGAAACAGAUGGAUACGCAGAUAGCACUGUUACUGAUCAGCAAAUAGAUAGAGACACACAGGUCACUGUCACUGAUCAGCAAAUGGAUAGAGACACACAGGAAGCUGGUACUGAUCAGCAAAUAGAUAGAGACACACAGGUCACUGUCACUGAUCAGAAAAUUGAUAGAGACACACAGGGAGCUGUUACUGAUCAGCAAAUAGAUAGAGACACACAGGUCACUGUCACUGAUCAGCAAAUAGAUAGAGACACACAGGAAGCUGGUACUGAUCAGCAAAUGGAUAGAGACACACAGGGAGCUGUUACUAAUCAGCAAAUAGAUAGAGACACACAGGGAGCUGUUACUGAUCAGCAAAUAGAUAGAGACACACAGGGAGCUGGUACUGUUCAGCAAAUAUAUAGAGACACACAGGGAGCUGGUACUGUUCAGCAAAUAUAUAGAGACACACAGGUCACUGUUACUGAUCAGCAAAUAGAUGCAGACACACAGGGAGCUGGUACUGAUCAGCAAAUAGAUGCAGACACACAGGGAGCUGGUACUGAUCAGCAAAUAGAUGCAGACACACAGGGAGCUGGUACUGAUCAGCAAAUAGAUGCAGACACACAGGGAGCUGGUACUGAUCAGCAAAUAGAUGCAGACACACAGGGAGCUGGUACUGAUCAGCAAAUAGAUGCAGACACACAGGGAGCUGGUACUGAUCAGCAAAUAGAUAGAGACACACAGGGAGCUGGUACUGAUCAGCAAAUAGAUAGAGACACACAGGGAGCUGGUACUGAUCAGCAAAUAGAUGCAGACACACAGGGAGCUGGUACUGAUCAGCAAAUAGAUGCAGACACACAGGGAGCUGGUACUGAUCAGCAAAUAGAUGCAGACACACAGGGAGCUGGUACUGAUCAGCAAAUAGACAGAGAGGCCUACACAAUUCUUACCCAGAUGAGAAGUGAAUUAAUACAGAUUUUUCAGGAGGAUGUGGACAGUUUGUUUGAUGAACUGGAUGCUUUGUUCAGUCUCAGUUUAGAGGAUUUUAUGCUCCUGAAUCAAGUUGUUGUUAGCCCAGAAGAGAGGACUGAAAUGCUGUUAAACCUGAUACUUCAGAAGGGGGAACCUGCCUGCCAGACAUUCCUUCAGCAUCUAGAGAACAUGAUCCUUCAGUUUCCAUUAUUGUCUUCCCUGUCACACAAAAACAAAAUGAUGUUGAAUGAACUGAUGACACAGUUCAAGAUGAAAGACUAUAAAACAUCCAAGCUGACCCUGAAGGAUAUAUUGGACAUUGGUCAGGAGAACGUAAAGGACGGUGACCCUCAGACUGUGGAGGAGAUCCCCUGGUAUUGCUUAAGGAAACUCAUGGCUCUGAACAGCAAUGCAAGAAAUACACAAGUUAAACAGGAUUUUACAACAAGAUUUGAUAAUACAAAGCAGAAUAUGUGUGAUGAUUUCAAUUCUGUUUUUUUUGAAGAGGACACUUCAGGUUCCUUCCACCCCCUGGAUGUUCUGUGCGUUCUUCUGCAUUGCUCGGAUGCAUUUUUACAACAGGAGAUUAUAAAUAAAAUGUCCAUGUGUCAGUUUGCUGUCCCUCUGCUGCUCCCUGCUGGUGAUGGCAAACACUGCACACUCAUGCUGUGGGCAAUGAGAGAGAUAGUAAAGAGAUGGAGACCACACUCAUUAGCUGAGUCUAAAGGCUUUAGGGAAGACAGCUUGGUGCACAUACCUAUGCCAACCUUCUCUUUCGUAAAACUGGGGGAAAGCAAAUUAUCCAAGUCUAAAACACUUAAUUCAAUUCUGAGUCAAGCUGGGCAAUACCACGAUUUCUUCAUACAUAAUAACAUGGAAUGUGGAAACAUCCGACAGAAAGUCUCAGAUGGGACGGUAGAAAUAACCUGGUAUUUUCCUGCUGGCAGAGGGAAUUCAGAUAAUUUCCCAGAACCCAUUGCAGUUACCAAUCUAAGAGGCGACCUCAGGUCUAACUGGACACAGUUCUCCUUAUUAACUCAGGUGUCUUCAGCUGUGUUUAUAUUUGUUGAGGACCUCAGUAAAGAAGAAUUUCAGCUGUUAUCACAGUGCAGCAAUUCUGACACACAGUUUUAUUUUAUUAUCAGUCCCAGUAAUGGUAAAUGUGUGAAUAAGGAGACAUUGGAAGUACUGAAAGAAUUAUUUCCUUUGCUGAAAAUUGAUGCAAGAAAUGUAAUGAGAAAGGACAAAAUAGGUAAUAAAGCACAACUGACAAACGCUAUACAUUUAAUUAUCACAAGUGUAUUGAAAACCUCCUCUAAAAGAGUAAAACUAGAGGACAUGUCAGACACAGCCCACAAUCUUGGUAUCCUGGUUGACCAGAGCAACAAUGAAUGUCACAAUGCAGAGGUGUGUGCCAGAGAAAUAGCUGAGGAGAUCACAGAUGUGACACAAUAUAAGAUGCAAACAAUGAAACUUCAAGGAGAUCUGUGGAAACAAUUGUCUCAGACAGAGAAAGAGAUGUGUAGAAUGAGAAAACAAGGGGAUAAAAAUGUAGAGGAUUAUAGAUCUGAGUUAAUACAGAGACAUUUAGAGCUACAUAAGAAACAACAUGAACAUGACCUAUCAGACAGUAUGGUGAAGUUUGUAUCUGCAAUUACCAACCUGUCUCAGGUAGAGAAAUAUUAUUUCCUGAAAUUGGUGAAAUUUAAACUUGACACAAUUGCUAGAAAAAAAAUGACUCUCUUAAAGGCAGAAUACAAAGACAAAUGUAAUGAUAUAUUAAAUAAUCAGUUAGAAUUAACGAAACUAGAUGAGGAAAUUACUAAUAGCUCCUUAGGGGUGGAACAUUUCCUGCGUGAGCUGGGGCAGUUUUAUGAGGCUGAAUUUUCAAUGGUGCAAGAAAAGCAAAUAAGUGCAGAACAGAGACAAUUUACUAAACUCCCAGGAAUAGCAGCUGAUCUUCUGAUGGAUGGGUUCCCAUUAGAGCUGAUUGAUGGAGAUGCCUCCAACAUCCCCUUGCAGUGGGUAACUGAUGUACUGACCGAGCUGGACAACAAGACAGGAGGAGGGUGCCGGCUGAGGGUAAUAACUGUGCUGGGGGUGCAGAGCACAGGGAAAUCUACCCUUCUGAACACCAUGUUUGGGUUGCAGUUCCCUGUGUCUACUGGACGUUGCACACGAGGAGCCUUCAUGACACUUAUUAAAGUGAAGGAGAACUGCAAAGAGGAGCUGGGAUGUGACUUUAUUCUGGUGAUUGACACUGAAGGUUUGAAAGCUCCAGAACUGGCUUCUCUGGAGGAUAGUUAUGAACAUGACAAUGAGUUGGCAACGCUUGUUAUUGGGUUGAGUGACAUCACUAUAAUUAACAUGGCCAUGGAGAAUACAGCAGAAAUGAAAGACAUUUUGCAGAUUGUGGUCCAUGCGUUUCUUAGGAUGAAAGAAAUAGGGAAGAAACCCAACUGUCAGUUUGUACAUCAAAACGUCAGUGACGUAUCUGCUCAUGAAAACAACAUGAGGGACAGAAAGAAACUUCUGGAACAGUUAAACAAAAUGACAAAAGUAGCAGCAAACAUGGAGAAGAAUAGUAGUAUCUCAAAAUUUAGUGAUGUUAUGGAUUAUGACUUUGAGAAAAACAACUGGUAUAUUCCAGGACUCUGGCAGGGUGUCCCACCAAUGGCGCCGGUAAACUCUGGUUAUGGUGAAAAUGUUUAUGAACUUAAAAAAUAUUUAUUCAAAUUAAUUAAAAAACAUCAGUGUGCCACUCAGAACAUACAAUCAUUUAUUGAAUGGACAAAAAGCUUAUGGAAAGCGGUUAAAUAUGAGAAAUUUAUCUUCAACUUCAGAAAUAGCCUGGUCGCUGAUGCUUAUAACCAACUGUCUAUAAAAUACACACAAUGGGAAUGGGAAUUCAGCAAAAAAGUACAUCACUGGCUGAUAAGAACAGAGACUAUAAUCCGAAAUCAAUCAGCAGAUAAACUUAAAGUACAAUCAUGCAAAAGUUUUAAAGAAGAACUUUAUAUAGUGCUAGAUGAAGAAGGAAAAAAAAUGUCAGACUUGGUAGAAAAGUACUUUGAGAAUGGAUCUGAGAAUGUUCAUCUUAUAGAAAAAUAUCGGGAAGAUUUCUUCAGAAGUGUGACAGUUCUAAGGAAAGAGCUUGAAAGAAACACACUAGACAAACUAAGUGAAACUCUCCGUAUACAGAAAGCAAAGAAUGAGAUUCAGAGUAUACAGGAUAAAGCACAGCAAGUGAUUGAGAAGAAAGUCACUGACCUUCUGGUAGAAUACAGAGCAAAGAAGUGUGAGUUAAAUGAGUUAGAAAUAGAAAAAGAGUUUGAGAUCAUGUGGCAAAAGGCGCUAUCAGAUCUACAAAUCCCGGCUUUAGAGCAACGCAAUAUCACUGAUGUAAUUCUACAUCAACUGAGAAAUGACAUGAGCAACAAAGGAGCUGCUAUAAAUGAAAGAUUACUAAGUACACAUUUUUUACAUGAAUUUAAGAUGGAUAAUAAGUAUAUUGACACAAAAUGGUCCAAAUGGAAUCGCAACAGACUUUACAUUAGUCGUGAAUAUUCUGAUAAAAUACAAGAUCUUGCUGAUUCAUUAAUAGAUACCUGCAUUAAGUAUGUUGACGAAAAGGUGAACACAAAUGAAGAUUACAGUGACACCUACAGUCAAGAAUUGUUACACAUAAUAAACAAGAGGCUUGAAAAAGAUGUUAAAUCAUUGCACAUGUCUUCUUUGUUUGAACUGGACAUCAAGGUUUUCAUCUUUGGAAAAGCAGCUCCAAAAUUUGAAAAAAUGCACAAUGACUACAUCCAACACAAUGAUCCAAUGAUCUCUUUAGCAGAGUUAAAGCCUCUGUAUUUUUCAGUUUUUAAAGAUAUAUUUCAGGAAAAAGAUGAUUGCCAGGAAAGAGCCAGAAAGUUCUGUGAGAUGUGUUUGAAGCCGGCAAUAAAGGAAUACAUUUAUAGACAUCUUGGUGGGAAAAUGGUGGAUGAUUCUAUAUGUAAUCAAGGCCGUACGUUUAGCAGCCGGACCUUCUUCCAGUGUACUCUGCUUGAGCAGCUUCUAAAUGAAGAUGACUUUGAUCAGUAUGUAGUAUAUAUUAAUAGAUAUGAGAAGUAUACAAGGAACUGGAUAGUAAAAUACAUCAUACACAAAUAUAAAAACUACACAUCCAUAGAACCUUUACUAAAAGAUAUUAUGUCAUCUUUAAAAAAAGAAAUUGAAAUAGCUUUUACAAGUGCUGAAGCUCAAAAAACUUCCAAUGUGUUCGAAUUUUUAAAAUAUUUCUGUGAGAUGUUAAAGGAUAAACUGGUCAUUUCACAAAAUCAAAUAAAUGUGACUCUUUUCAACAUGAUAGCAGAUGUUCAACAGUUUUCUAAAGACAUUAAAGAUUUUCUCACUGAGACGGAACAACAAAUUAUUUCAGAAACUAAAUCUUUAGAUAUUGAGUCUCUUAUUUUUAAACUAAAACUUAAGCCUCAGGAUGAAUUGUUUAAGAGAGUAGUUGGAUGUGGUAAGCAGUGUCCAUUCUGCAAAGUUCCCUGUGAGGCUGGAGCUGGUGAUCAUACUGAGCAUUUUGCAUCUGUACAUAGACCUCAGGGAUUAGGAAGCUAUAUUUGGGAACAGUCAGAAAAACUGGUUAGUUCUAUAUGCUCUACUGAAAUUGUCUCAGAUGAUUUAUUUACAAACACAGACACACAUUGGAAAUAUCACCCUUACAAAGAAUAUAAACAGAUCUACCCAGACUGGGCCAUCCAACCUGACCCCAGCAUCAAGUCCUCUGACUACUGGAAAUUCAUCUUUGCACAGUUCAAUAAGCAAUUUGCUACAGAGUAUAAAGCAAAACCAGCUGAUCUGCCAGAGGACUGGAAACGUAUAAACAAAGAAGAUGCUCUGAAGAGCCUUAAGGAAACUUUCAAAGUACAAUGAACAUAACCCAGUUAAAUACUGCAGUUCUCUGCCUUCUACAACUAUAAUUUUCUCAGAUAUUGCUGAGAUAUUUCUUAUUGUCUUCCCUACAGAUAUUGCAGAUUUUACAUAAAAGCAUCAGGCAGGUCUGUUAAAGAAAAAAGUAAAAAUACAGGGCGCCACAUAGUGCAGCAACUAACAAACAUCAAAAAUAAUAAACUUAAAGGGACAUUGAACCCAAUUUUUUAUUUCAUGAUUUAGAUAGAGCAUGACAUUUUAAGCAACUUUCUAAUUUACUCCUAUUAUCAAUUUUUCUUUGUUCUCUUGCUAUCUUUAUUUGAAAAAGAAGGCAUCUAAGCUAUUUUGGUUCAGAACCUUGGACAGCACUUGUUUAUUGGUGGGUGAAUGUAUCCACCAAUCAGCAAGAACAACCCAGGUUGAUCACCAAAAAUAGGCCAGCAUCUAAACUUACAUUCUUGCUUUUUAA
Molecule: messenger RNA, 6646 nt
Organism: Bombina bombina (fire-bellied toad)
Lineage: Eukaryota; Metazoa; Chordata; Amphibia; Anura; Bombinatoridae
Product: interferon-induced very large GTPase 1-like
Exons: 4
Coding region: 196-6180 (1994 amino acids)
Biological process (GO): regulation of apoptotic process
Molecular function (GO): GTP binding
Source: RefSeq, a predicted model, not a curated record